AUGGGGUCCCCGACUGGAGAACAAGCAACCAAAAAGAAACGUUCUUUCGCUGCCGGGGAAAAGAAUAAGAGGGCGAAGACUACUGCCCCCAAGUCAUCUCCGGAAGUUGUGAUCACUAGCCCUCCUCCCGGGCCGAUCAUAGACACCGUGGUGGAUGACGAUGAUGGAAAAGCUAGUGAUGAUGGGGCUUCUCUACACAAAAGGCGACAUUCAUCAGCAACUCAACAUAAUGCUCCAUCUGCUGAGUUAACUGUUCCAACCGAGGACGACGCCUCAGUGCUUUGGGGGAAGUUUGAUUUGGUAGAAAAUGCCAACUCCUGCUAUCGGGUCCCAAAUGUUAUACCUACUACUGCGGGGCCGAGUACUGAGUCCUUUCCAUCUUUGGUUGGCGAGCACCCAACCACCAGCACUACACUUGAUGCAAGUGCUUCACAUCCUUCAACUCCAUCAGCUUUAUCCCCGUCUUCACCAUCACCAGCAACUGCUAUAUCACUUCUAUCAUCAUCCACUCUCCCACCAACAGCUGCUACCUCCACCUGCCACAUCUGA
Molecule: messenger RNA, 549 nt
Organism: Nicotiana tabacum (common tobacco)
Lineage: Eukaryota; Viridiplantae; Streptophyta; Magnoliopsida; Solanales; Solanaceae
Source: RefSeq, a predicted model, not a curated record